Messenger RNA from Saprolegnia parasitica CBS 223.65, 1170 nucleotides. RefSeq lists its product as hypothetical. Lineage: Eukaryota; Oomycota; Saprolegniomycetes; Saprolegniales; Saprolegniaceae. The coding region runs from base 1 to 1170 and encodes 389 amino acids. The record is from RefSeq and is a predicted model, not a curated record. The transcript is spliced from 2 exons.
AUGAUGAUCCGCCCGUCCAGCCGCGCAGAAUGCAGUCUUGUGGCCGACACGCUCGAGCCAUCGAGUCCGAGUCGCACUCAAUCCACAAAGCUGCUAGCUCGCGCCGAGAGCCGACAACUGCCGCCGGUCGUCAGCUGUCCGCCGAGCAUCAGCGCCGAGGUUGCGCAGUCGUGGUCGCGCAGCUUGCUCUCGGGGACGGCGCAGGAAGCUGCGAGAGCCAUCGACGAGCUCUCGGCUGUCGUCGGUAGGAAUGCCGCUGCGAUGGAUACUGUCAUCGCCCAAGGCGGUGUGCCUGCCCUCCUCCACCACAUGCUGCGGGACCAAACGCUCGACGAAGCGAGCCCGUCGCUCGAGGUGCUGCAUCACUUGGAGCGGUUCGCAACAACCGAGCGGAGAGGCGUGCCCGACAUCCGCGGCGCCGUCGGCUUGCACGCAGACACGUCUCUGGUCGUCCUCGAGCGCAAGAACGCGCUGCGCAUCCUCUUUGCGCUUGGGUGUCUCCACGACGACCCAACGCGGACGUCGGAGCUCAUCGAGCGCCUUCGCAGUCUCUUGCGCAACCUCUGGGAGCCAUCGACAUCCGACAGCAUUCCGCUGACGCUCGAGUGCCUCCACUUUCUGGCGAGCGUAUCGCAGUACCGCGCGAUGCUCUACGGGCACUUGCUCUCGCCCGUGAGCGAGAAGCCGAUCGUGACCGAGUUUCUUACCAAGCACCCGGCCGCCAUCAUUGGCUCGAGCCUCGAGCUCCUCAAGAGCUUCAUGCCGGCCGCGCCUGAGACCGUCCUCGUCCGCAACGGCGUCAACGGCCUCGUGCAGCUCAUCGCGAAAGGCGCUGAGAAGGAGAGGGUGACCGCGCUCUUGGAGGAGCUCGCACGCCACGACAGCGCCGACGAGCAUGCGCCCGACCUCGUGUCCAGCGAGAUCUUCAAGGCGAUCGUGGCGCUUCUCUCGGACCCGAGUGGCGACGACGACCAGAAGGUCCGCGCCAUGGGCGUCAUGGAGACGCUGGCCAAGUACCAGAGGGUGCGCCGACACCUCCACCGAGCGAGCGUGAGCCCCGAGCUCUUUCUUGUCGCCAACCUCGCAUCGCCACGACCGCGCGAGCAGGCCGAGCGCCUCCUAGGGACGCUCAUCGAGGCGCCCGAGUUUGCCGAGUGUGUGCAAGUGUAG